UUGUGUCUAGGUAACUUUAUUGAUCAUUUAUGGCUGUGUGUUUGUCUUUACUGCGGGAGUGAAAUAGAUUAUCAUCAUCCUGUUUCAUUAAAUAUUUCACCUCAACAUAUCUGAGGAGGAGUGAGAGUACACUAUGAGCGGGGCAGCGCUGGGUAUAGAGAUUGUGGUGGUCUUUUUCCUGGCCCUGUUCCUCUUGCAUCGCUAUGGAGACUUCAAGAAGCAGCAGCGCAUGGUUCUCUUCGGCACACUGCUGGCUUGGUAUCUGUGCUUUCUCAUCGUCUUCAUUCUUCCUCUAGAUGUCAGCACGACGAUCUACAAACAGUGUUUGAUAGAUCAUGCUCAGACACCGUCUGUCAGCCCUGUCACUUCCAAUCAGACGACUGGAAAUACCUCAGUUUCACCCAGUCAAAGCACCCCACGUGUGUGCUAUAAACCAUGGAGCUAUAUUCCAAAUGGCAUCAUGCCAGUGUUCUGGAGAGUUGUGUAUUGGACCUCACAGUGUCUAACAUGGCUUCUCCUGCCAUUCAUGCAGUCCUAUGCGCGAUCUGGUGGUUUCACCAUCACUGGAAAAAUCAAGACGGCCCUCAUUGAGAAUGCCAUCUAUUAUGGCACAUACCUUUUCAUCUUCGGCUCCCUUCUUAUUUACGUGGCCGUGCACCCUCAAUGGCACCUCUCAUGGUAUGAGCUACAGACCAUCGGCAUCACUGCAGCCAACACAUGGGGUCUGUUCCUGCUUGUGUUGCUGUUGGGUUACGGCCUGGUUGAGAUCCCCCGCUCGUACUGGGAGGCCUCGCGUCAGGGUCACCUGCUGAUCAAGACUUACUUCAAAGCAGCCAAGCUCAUGACGGAGAAGGCGGAUUCGGAGGAGAACCUGGAGGAUGUCAUGGAGGAAGUGCGAAAAAUCAAUGAAUCGAUUCAAUACAACCAUCCCUUAAGGAAGAGCGUUGACACUAUUCUACGAAAGUGUCCCGUUGAAUAUCAGGAGAAGAUGGGGAGGAACAUGGAUAACUAUGAGGAUUUUGAUGAUAAACAAAACACAUACCCCACUGAAAGAAGCCUUUCAAAGCUACACAAGCAGGUGAUCUACGCCGUGCAACGUCACAAUCGAACGCACGUUCAGUGGCAGAUCUUGCUCGAGCAGGCUUUUCACCUGGAGGACGUUGCCAGGAACGAAACCAGCACCUCUCGACAGUUUGUUCACGGUUUUGCCCUUCCAGAAGCAGUAGGCUGGUUCAGACUCUACGUCUGCACCCCUACAGUAGAGUGGUACUGGGAAUGCUUGCUGAAGCAGUGGUUCUACCGUGUGGUGGCCGUGGUUAUGGCUCUCUUUUCUGUGGCUGUGGUUUGGUCGGAGUGCACGUUCUUCAGUACUCGGCCCGUUCUUUCGCUGUUUGCUGUGUUCAUCCAGCUGGCUGAGAGAGAUUACAACUAUCUGUACAUUGAGAUGGCGUGCUUCAUUACCAUCUUCUUUCUCUGCACCUGCGUCUACUCAACUGUGUUCCGCAUCCGAGUCUUCAACUACUAUUACCUGGCCUCACAUCACCAAACCGAUGCUUACAGCCUUCAGUUCAGCGGCAUGCUUUUCUGCCGACUGACUCCCCCACUUUGUCUAAACUUCCUGGGACUCAUUCAUAUGGAUUCUGCCAUAUCUCACCAGGCAAAGGAACAGACCGCAUACACCUCUAUCAUGGGUUCCAUGCGGGUUCUGUCAUUUAUCGCAAAUGGUUUCUACAUCUAUUACCCAAUGCUGAUUGUCCUCCUCUGUAUUGCUACAUACUUCAGCUUGGGCACACGCUGUUUGAACCUCCUGGGCUUCCAGCAGUUCACGGGAGACAAUGAAAUGACCUCUGACCUCAUUGAUGAGGGCAGGGAGCUCAUCCGCAGAGAACGAAGAAAACGUCAAAGAAUAGAGGAUGGGGAGAACCGACGAAGAGAGUGGAGAGAACGUUAUGCACAACGUGAUGAAAUGGCUGGCAGAAACCGGACCACCAUGUCGGAGAUGAAGGAAACCAACUAUGGAGAAACAUUGAAUUCAAAUGCAAAUCAGCAGGCCAAGUACUCACGCGGUGGUGGCCAGUCAGGGAGAGACAGUAUUGAACUACUGCAAGAUGCUGAACCUUUGGACUUCAAUGCUGAAACACUAACUGAUGAUCCCUUGCAAUCUGAAACUGGCAGACAUGCUGGUGGAAGGUAUCUCUCAAUGUCUUCUUCUCGAAGCCGAAUCUUUGAUGAUGUUUAAACUCAGGAGGAGAAAAAGACCGUUUUCAUUCUCCUUUGUGAAAUGACACUGUAAGAAAGCAAAACUUUACCUCUAAAAACACUCAUCUCAUGCCUGCCUCUCAUUGUAAACAUCUACUUCCUGUAUCCUGUAAUGCGGUGUAGUUACCUGCAUGUUUCCUGAUAAACACACAGCCACAUUGAGAAGCUGACAAACACAAGCGUUCUUUUUCUGAAGUGCCAGGCAGUUAGACUGCUGCUUGUGACAAAUGGGAAGUGUCCUUUUUGCCUACAUGUGUUAUACACCGUUUCAAGAAAUGAGUCAAAGUUAAUGUGUCGGAGCACUGAGUCAUGCAAGGUGUUUUACAGAAUGGUAGGACUUGACAUUAGACACGACCGUUUCUCAUCAUUUACUACUGAUAGACAUCAGGUUAUGUGCCUGAGCACUUAAACUGAUUGUGGCCCAUCGGUGUUCAUUGUAAUUUUGAAUAGAGAGGUCUAGAUAUAAGCUGUCCGACAAAAUACAGUUUUUUGUAUGUGUGAUUGUUUUGUUAAAGGCCAGAGAGAUUAGCAGAGGCGGAAUGUUUGGAAGAAUAUAAAUCUGAAUUUACUGCAGGCGAAAACAAUUUAAACUUUCCAAAAGUUUGUUACACUGUAUCCCAACGGUUUAAUGUUUUUUUUCCAUUUAAAUAGUUUAUUUAGAUAAAUUGUCGUCCAUAUGAACACACCCAUUAAUUGGAAACAGAAGAAAUGACAAGGGAAAUGAAAUUCAUAUUUUGACAUUCCAUCCAUUCAAAACAUGUUCUUGUUUCUUAUAUUUUAUUAGCGAAGAAAAAAAAAAGUCUAAUCUAAAUCUUAACUAAUCUAAUGUUUAUUUUCACAAAUGUUUGUAUUAUUUAUGUAGUUUGGUUUGCACACAUUAUUUAACAACUGUUUAGAUUAUGAUCUUAAAAAUGGUUUUUGGGAAGAGCACCAACCCGAAAUUAACUGCCAGGUGUUUGAAUGGAGGAUGUGUGCUCUUUGCGCUUAUCUUUUUUUAGUUAUUGGUCUUAUGACAAUGGUACAUAGAUGAACAUCACCUGUUUUGUGUGUUUAUGUGUGUUAUGUUUGUUACUUUUAGUAUAAUUGACCUUGCACAGCUGUUUUGCAUUGAAGGUUUACUACUUUAGUGGUAAAGGUGUGGUUGAAUGUCUAGACGGCUAUCUAUAUUUUGCACUGCCAUCUUUUUUUUUCACUUCGGAGUAGGUAAAACCAUAAUGUAACUAAAAUACAUUGCAGAACAUGUUCUGCAAAGCUCUGAUGAUCUUUAAAUGAGAGGAUAAACUUGGGGCUGGUUUUGUAGGGUCAAAGUGUGUCCGGAAUGUGGUUUUACUAAAUCCUUGAAAAAGGUUCAUCCUUAAAGCCAACCAUUCCAUCUCAUUAUCAUAUGAGUUUUAUUAAAGACAACAUACAUUGAGUAUACAAGUUUGUUAAAUGCAUAAUGGUUAUAGCUUAUAAGACAUGGCAACUAAAUUAUAACAGUUUAUGAAGGAAUUUCAUAUGUAUUUUUUGUACAGUUUUGUACAUGUACAACAUUUACAGGCUCACCGCUCAUCAGAUAUAUCCAGUGUAAAUGUAUGCAUGGUAUUCUCUUGAAUAUGCUCAGAAGUCAUAUUCUUGUUUCUCACAGGAUGUCCUGUAGCAGCUCUUAGUGGUGGUGUAUUCACUACUAUAAAUAAAAUGCAAAAAAAUCUUCUCUUCACAACAGUGUCAUGAUCUAAUCUCAAAUUAAUGUCUUUCAUUAAAGCCCUUUAGGUAUAAAUACAAAGGGCAUUGUUUUUCUUUAUUCAGUAUUCUUUACUGUGUUACUUUGUUGCCAAUGAGAUAUAUUCUUUCCUAUAUGGUCAAUCUUUAUAGAUGAAGGUCAGCUGGAAUCUGAUGCUGGAAUACACAAACUUGAUUUGUAUAUCUGGUGUUGGUUCUCAGUGUUUUUGAAUUGUUGAACACCCUAAAUAGAUGCAUAAUGUGUAAUCUUGCAAAUAUGAAUAAAUUAUUGAUUAAAUGA
Molecule: messenger RNA, 4261 nt
Organism: Triplophysa rosa
Lineage: Eukaryota; Metazoa; Chordata; Actinopteri; Cypriniformes; Nemacheilidae
Gene: lmbrd2b
Product: LMBR1 domain containing 2b
Exons: 18
Coding region: 134-2239 (701 amino acids)
Biological process (GO): adrenergic receptor signaling pathway
Cellular component (GO): membrane
Source: RefSeq, a predicted model, not a curated record